AUGGAACGCAUCGACACCCAUAGUCAUGCCAUUCCAGCUCGGUGGCGGCAGCAUUGUGUGGACUUGGGCUAUGGCGACACUGAUGGUAUUUCGAUGGUACAGGACUGGACUGUCGAGGCACACUUGGCGACUAUGGACAAAGCCAAGAUCUCGAAAAGCAUAUUGAGCAUCACCUCGCCUGGCACGCACUUGAAGCCUGGGGACAAUGCCUUUGCUCGCAAGCUGACUCGCGAGACCAACGAGGACCUUGCCGAGAUCUGUGCGGCGCACCCAGACCGAUUUGCAUUCUUUGCAAGCCUGCCUCUCCCUGAUAUCGAGGGCUCCCUGGCUGAGAUCGACUAUGCCUUGGACCACCUCGGGGCGGUGGGCUUUGCGGUCAUGACGAAUGCACACGCCGUUUACCUAGGCGACCCGGCUCUGGACAGGGUCUUUGAGAGGCUGAACUCGCGGCGUGCUGUGGUUUUUAUGCAUCCGACCUGCUGUCGAGUGAAUCUUCCCGUUGCCGACGGCUUGGCCCCUCAAGCGGUGGCACCCCUGACCCAGUAUCCGCGGCCGAUGCUCGAAUUCCUCUUCGACACCACCCGGGCAGUCAGCAACCUAAUCCUCUCCGGCACUGUGGCGCGAUACCAAUCCAUCACAUUCGUCGUUCCUCAUUGUGGCGCGGCGUUACCACCUGUGAUCGAGCGGUGUGUUGGAUACACGCCGCGCACGGUCAGCCCCAGCAUGCCCAUCACUAGCGACGACGUCAAGCACCUGUUCAAGACGCGCUUCUUCUUCGACCUCGCAGGUUACCCAUUCCCGGACCAGAUACACGGCUUGCUGCGUUUCACGGAGCCCUCACGACUUCUGUACGGGACAGACUAUCCCUUUUACAAGGCCGAGGCUGUGUAUCGACUGGGCGGCAUCUUGGAUCAACGGGCACCGGAGAUAUUUGACGAGGAGACGAGGAAAGGGAUCUUUGGCGCUAAUGCGAGAGGGCUGUUGUGGCCCAAGUUAAAAAGCCAUGCUUAG
Molecule: messenger RNA, 1011 nt
Organism: Fonsecaea nubica
Lineage: Eukaryota; Fungi; Ascomycota; Eurotiomycetes; Chaetothyriales; Herpotrichiellaceae
Exons: 2
Coding region: 1-1011 (336 amino acids)
Biological process (GO): secondary metabolic process
Cellular component (GO): cytoplasm; cytosol
Molecular function (GO): carboxy-lyase activity; hydrolase activity
Source: RefSeq, a predicted model, not a curated record